This is a messenger RNA of Lemur catta (Ring-tailed lemur), 3286 nucleotides long. It is a transcript of the gene B3GALT2, whose product is annotated as beta-1,3-galactosyltransferase 2. The record is from RefSeq and is a predicted model, not a curated record. Lineage: Eukaryota; Metazoa; Chordata; Mammalia; Primates; Lemuridae. Bases 752 to 2020 code for a protein of 422 amino acids. Gene Ontology annotation, cellular component: membrane. The transcript has 2 exons. Gene Ontology annotation, molecular function: N-acetyl-beta-D-glucosaminide beta-(1,3)-galactosyltransferase activity.
UGCUCUGUCAGAGAGAGCAUCUGUCAAGCCCACAUUUAAACUGCUGCCUGCCUGUGCAGCAGCUGAGGAACUGUGGAUUUCAUAUUAUAGCCUAAAACCUCAGUAAAACUGCUCAAAAUCCUCCCUGCAGCUGCCAAGCAACAACGAAAGAGAGAGGUAAAUCCUAUUCUUCUCCAACACAAUCGAAGCACUACAUUCUAGCUCUGGCUGCUUUACAUUGCAGCUCAGUGUUAUUACUAGAAAUAUGGAUACUGAGAAGAGAACACAGCCCUGCAUUGUCCAGCCAGGAAAACAGCAGAUGUAAAAAGCUUCAAUGCAUCAACUGUCGGGAAGAGUCAACAGUGCUCCAAAUAGAACGGACAACUACAGCUCCUUUGUUUAACGAAAGACAGAGAAAAUGAAAGGAAGGGAAAUUUUCAGAAGACUAGGACCCAUAUGAACAAGGAGGGUAACUGGAAGACAAGCAGACAGAUGGACACUUUGGAUACUGUGAAAAGCAAUCGCAGGAGGCAGACUGUUGGGGGAUGUGCGCAUGUUCGAUAGCAUCUCUUUGGCUGAAGUGAUGGCGUGCCAAAAGUAUUUUCAGUGGGCAUGAUCCUCUCCACAUAAAUGGCCUGACCAAGAAAGCAUGACUGCGAGGGAUACGACGUGAGCAAAUCAGAAAAUGAUUGCCAAAGAGUAGUAUUGAUUCAGAAGAAGGUAACAUUUUCAGUCACCAGUACCUCCUAUACCACUCCUGGACAUUUACAACAUGCUUCAGUGCAGGAGAAGACACUGCUGCUUUGCAAAGAUGACCUGGAAUGCCAAAAGGUCUCUGUUCCGUACCCAUCUAAUCGGAGUACUUUCUUUAGUGUUUCUUUUUGCUAUGUUUUUGUUUUUUAAUCAUCAUGACUGGCUGCCAGGCAGAACUGGAUUCAAAGAAAACCCUGUGACCUACACUUUCCGAGGAUUUCGUUCUACAAAAAGUGACACAAACCACAGCUCCCUUCGAAACAUCUGGAAAGAAGCAGUCCCUCAAACUCUGAGGCCUCAAACAGCAACUAACUCUAAUAAUACAGACCUGUCACCACAAGGAGUCACAGGCCUGGAGAAUACACUUAGUGCCAAUGGAAGUAUUUACAAUGAAAAAGGUACUGGACAUCCAAAUUCUUACCAUUUCAAAUACAUUAUCAAUGAGCCUGAAAAAUGCCAGGAGAAAAGCCCUUUUUUAAUACUGCUAAUAGCUGCAGAGCCUGGACAAAUAGAAGCUAGAAGAGCUAUAAGGCAAACCUGGGGCAAUGAAAGUCUAGCACCUGGUAUCCAAAUCACACGAAUUUUCUUGUUGGGCAUAAGUAUUAAGCUAAAUGGCUAUCUUCAACGUGCAAUACUGGAAGAAAGCAGACAAUAUCAUGACAUCAUUCAACAAGAAUACUUAGAUACAUACUAUAAUUUAACCAUUAAAACACUAAUGGGUAUGAACUGGGUUGCAACAUACUGUCCACAUAUUCCAUAUGUUAUGAAAACUGACAGUGACAUGUUUGUCAACACUGAAUAUUUAAUACAUAAGUUACUGAAGCCAGACCUGCCUCCUAGACAUAACUAUUUUACUGGUUACCUAAUGAGAGGAUACGCACCUAAUCGAAACAAAGACAGCAAGUGGUACAUGCCACCAGACCUCUACCCAAGCGAACGCUACCCUGUCUUCUGUUCUGGAACUGGCUAUGUUUUUUCUGGAGAUCUGGCAGAAAAGAUUUUUAAAGUUUCUUUAGGUAUCCGUCGUUUGCACUUGGAAGAUGUGUAUGUAGGGAUCUGUCUUGCCAAGUUGAGAAUUGAUCCUGUGCCCCCUCCCAAUGAGUUUGUGUUCAAUCACUGGCGAGUUUCUUACUCAAGCUGUAAAUACAGCCACCUAAUUACCUCUCAUCAGUUCCAGCCUAGUGAACUGAUAAAAUACUGGAACCAUUUACAACAAAAUAAGCACAACGCCUGUGCCAAUGCAGCAAAAGAAAAGGCAGGCAGGUAUCGCCACCGUAAACUACACUAGAAAAGACAACUUUUUUUCAAAUGUGCAAUCUGUAAAUAUUGCUAAAAGCAUGUAUAAUUAAAACUGAUUACAUCCGUAGGACAAGUUUUAGUUAAAACUCAUCACAUAAAGGAAUUCAAAAAGUUAUUUUUUUAUUUCUGAAAAAGGUAAUUCUUAAAACUACAACAUUAUAUAACAAAAAAGUAUCCCAAAAGAAUCUAUAAAAACCUGUAUAAGGGGAUUCUGUGUAUUAACAUGCAAUAACAAGCAUGCAUAAAUCAAUGGUUCAAGCCCCAUGUUAGGGGCCAAUAAAAUGUAUUUGCAUAUAUUUUCCACAUAAAUUUUAAUUUAAAACAUGAAGAUAAUCAAAAGACCCUUCAUUUUAUAUUUAGCUUUUUGUUUUAAUACAUAAUUAAGUGUAAAUAAAACAUCAAUAUCAAUUUUAAGGAAACUUUAUAACUGAGCAAAGGACAAAUUUUCUGACCUGACUAUUCUAGGGUUCUAAAAACUGUAUUCCAUGCAAUAAGAUUUAGUUGAGUUACUCCAUAAAUACAUUCAUAAAGCUCAGAUGUUUCAUCAAUGAACUUCUCAUCAAAGUAUUUACUUUUUGAAAGUAAUUGAGAUAUUCAUUUUAAUUUCCUUUAUUAAUACUCAUAUAUUGGGGGAAAUUAUUUUGACAUGAUGUGAUAAAAUGUAAAAAAUUAAUGUGUCUCAGGCUCAAGUUUUUAUAAAAAAAGUUAUUAAAUGUUUCAAAAUAGACAAAUUGUUUCCUCAUUGGUGUUAAGGGCCAAGCUAGUUUUUCAAUGAGUUAUUUAAUUAGAUCAAUCAUGGCACUCUUUAAAGAGCAUCACCAUUUAACUUCAAGUAUAUCUGACUUCAAGUAGAUCUACAAAAAUAACUGAUGCAAAAGCAAUCACUUAAAGGCACAAAUAGGUUGUACUGCUGAAAAAAGACAAAGGUGCAGGUGCAGUUUCAUUCAAUACAUUUCUAAGAUGCAUGUCUGCCAAACUGCAACAUACGGGAAGUUUAUUUCCUGACAGCAGGUGUACACAUGCCAAUACUUAAUCAUUUUAUGGCACCUAUUUCUUUAUCUGAGUGCCAAGUUUACAAACCUGCAGUUUUUAAUUCGGUAGAUGACAAAUAUUCUGCAUCACCAAUUAAAAACCUUUCUGGGAGGGAUGGGGGGAAAACUACAAAUGUUUGAUGAACACUUGAUUCUAGGAUGAACAAUGUAUACAAUGCACUUUUAUCAAGUUUUUAAUAAAAAAUGGUAAACAAAAAACUUUA